This is a messenger RNA of Triplophysa dalaica, 2152 nucleotides long. It is a transcript of the gene ndel1a, whose product is annotated as nudE neurodevelopment protein 1-like 1a. Gene Ontology annotation, molecular function: microtubule binding. Gene Ontology annotation, cellular component: centrosome; kinetochore; kinesin complex. Gene Ontology annotation, biological process: vesicle transport along microtubule; mitotic centrosome separation; centrosome localization. NCBI's taxonomy places the organism in Eukaryota, Metazoa, Chordata, Actinopteri, Cypriniformes, Nemacheilidae. The transcript is spliced from 10 exons. Bases 179 to 1165 code for a protein of 328 amino acids. The record is from RefSeq and is a predicted model, not a curated record.
GAGAGAGAGAGAGAGAGAGAGAGAGAGAGAGAGAGAGAGAGAGAGAGAGAGAGAGAGAGAGAGAGAGAGAGAGCAGUGUAGGAUAGGGUGAUGCUGAAACGCUGAAGGCUUGUGUUAGGAUCACAGUCGGUUCUGCUGUCUCUGUUAAAGACGCUGGAAAUGUGUAGGUGUAUCUGUCAUGGAUGCAAAUGUGAUGCCAAAAUUCGCCUCCAAAGACGAGGAAAUUGACUUCUGGAAGGCUCUUUCACUCAAAUACAAGAAAAGUUAUAAGGAAGCACAGGAGGAGUUGCUGGAGUUCCAGGAAGGGAGCAGAGAGCUGGAGGCCGAGCUGGAGACACAACUGGGCCAAGCUGAGAAUCGUAUCAGAGACCUGCAGUCCGAAAAGGAAAGAAUGCAGCACGAGCUCGAGUCGCUCAGGGAGAAGUUGGAGCAGCAUUAUUCUCAGAGCUUUAAGCAGAUCUCCAUGCUGGAGGAUGACCUCAGUCAGACUCGAGGCAUUAAAGAACAGCUGCACAAAUAUGUCAGAGAGCUGGAGCAGGCCAAUGAUGACCUGGAGAGAGCUAAGAGAGCCACAAUUACGUCUCUGGAGGAUUUCGAGCAGAGAUUGAAUCAGGCCAUAGAGAGGAACGCGUUCCUGGAAAGUGAACUGGAUGAGAAGGAGUCUCUCCUUGUGUCUGUACAGAGACUAAAAGAUGAAGCCAGAGACCUGCGGCAAGAGCUUGCGGUGCGAGAAAGGCAGCCGGAGAUGUCAAGGAUGUCCGCUCCUAGCUCUCCAACUCCUGACAACGAUAAAACAGACUCGGGUGUCCAAGCCUCUCUCUCCUUGCCUGCUACGCCUCUUAGCAAGAACCUAGACAAUGCUUUCUCCAACCAGACUGUUCUGGUCACCAGCAGCACCAGUUCAGCCCUCACUCCAUCUGCUAGAAUAUCAGCCCUCAAUAUCGUCAGUGAUUUACUGCGCAAGGUUGGGGCUUUGGAGUCAAAACUCGCAGCUUGUAGAAACUUUGCCAAGGAGCAGGCAGCCAGGAAAAACUAUGUCACGAAUGUCAACGGCAAUGUGAUUAAUGGAGAGAUGGGAAAUUACUCUCACUCGCUUCACACAUCCUACUAUGACAAAGCAAGAGAGAGGGUCAUUUUCCCGGCAUUGCUUCUGGCAGGAAAGUGAACGGUUUGGACCCUGGUUCCGUGACGAGCAUCACCGCCCCUCCACGCUCCAACUCUCCAUCAAGCCUUGUGCUCAGCGUUUGACCUACAGACCCUUUAACCCUCAAAUACACAACAAAGAACUAAAAUACAGCAAUAUACCAAUUCCUUUUAAUAAACUACUGAUGCUGUCCGUCUGGAUUCAGUUUACAGUGGGUUCCAAUGGGGUUAGUAGCGGCACCUAAUGCUUUUUCUCUCUGUUGGAUUAUUCUAGUCGAGUUAUUGUUAAUAGUUCCUAAAAUAAUAGUGAAUAUCAACAUCUAAUAUAUUUAUGGUUGCUGUUUGUAAAGAUAUUAACUUAUAUGUACAUAUUAAGAUACGUUCUUUCUGUUUUUUGCAAAUGUCUUUUACCACGUUCCAGUGUAUUUAUUGCUAUAUUGUUAGAUGGCAAUAUUUGUGGAACCUGCUUAAAGGGAACUAAUAUUCGUUUGCACAUUAUAUGUGUUUGUGUAAGAAGGCGGAUCUGAAAUCUAUAAUAUACUGUAUAUUGAUAUGGAAGAAAACGAAUGUGUAAAUUGGAAGAUUAGACUUUAAUAUGCAUUUACCGUACAUGUGACGGUUAACUGGUUUCCAUAUAAUCCUUGUGUCUUAAUCUUGACUCACAAGGUCAGUUUAGAGUCUUUAAUGUGUGCCUCACAUGGGUGAUCUUCCUGUGUUUCAUCCUUUUAAACAUUUGACCUGGUGCAAGUGUGAAAAAGUAGGAUUUGGACAGGAAUGAGGAUACAGCAGGUUUAAUCAUUGUACUGGUGAUAAUGACAAUCGACUGACUAAUAUGACACUCAGGUUGGUUUCCCAGCCCCAUAGUAUUAGUUCAAAUGUGCACACGUUCAUUUUUAUAGACUUUUCCUGGUGGUAAAUGACAAAUCCUAAUCAGUUUGGUUUGAAUAGUGCAAUGAGUUCCAGAUGCACUUUGUUACUUUGUGUGCUCAAAUAAAUGGUUGUGUUCUCA